This is a messenger RNA of Nothobranchius furzeri (turquoise killifish), 3421 nucleotides long. Lineage: Eukaryota; Metazoa; Chordata; Actinopteri; Cyprinodontiformes; Nothobranchiidae. The record is from RefSeq and is a predicted model, not a curated record.
UUUACGGAUGUUCAGUGAACGCCUCCCUCAGCGUUCCCUAACGGAGCUCGAGGAGAAAACAUCUGUUUAGAGCGAUGUUCCUACUGGAGGAAACCAUUCAUGUUCCAGGGACAGUGGACUGUCUGGGGCUGUGUUGGACAUUUUCUCAUUAAAACUUAAAGCGGUGGGAACUUUCGCUUCGAGCGAAACUUGUUUCUACACACAGGACAGAUGGACCAAGCAGAGGUGUUGGAUCAGAUCUCCUCAUGGAUGAGUGAAGAAGGUCUCGCUCCCAACUCCUCUAAGGAGGACUGGCUGUGUUUUAUGUGGCUCACGCUCCAGCACACAAAGAAACGUCUCAGCAAUGUGACAAAAGACCUGGAAACGAACCGAGCAAAACACUUAGCAGAAAUGGCCGAGGUACGGAAAUCUCUGGGGCAGAUCCGAAUCUUUACGGAGCAAAAAGAUGCUUUAGCUCAAGAGAUCCAAGAUGAGAAUGAUCAGCUCAGGAAGCAGCUGCAGCACUUGAUAUCACUUCAAGAUGCUCAGAUAAGUGAGGUGGCUAAGAUGCUGUACCAGCAAGGUCUCACAGAGCUGAUUCACAGCAGUCCCAGUGAACAGGUGGCUUACCUUCUAGUGGAGAGGGAUUCCUUACUGGAAACCAACGAAGAUCCUUCCAAGUUGUCAGGUGAUGGAAACCUCCAAAGCUCUUCGGGGACACAAGCAGUGAACGCCGCUGUCUGCCAGUCUACCCACAAGAGAGCACCACAACAUUUGCAGAACGCCUGGAAGAGACUAUUUGGAUUCCACCGCAGGCAUGCGUUUAUGCCUCCUGAGGCCACAUCUUUGGCUGGUCAAGCCUGUAGUUUGGAGAAGCAGUGUUCCCGCCUGGAGCGGGAUGUGGAGGAGGGUUCCCGGAGACUGGCCAUGUCCCACAAAGAGAUCCGACGCUUGACUGAUGAGCUAGAGUCUGCUCAUCUCACCCAAAAGGCCUAUGAGCCUGAGCUGCAGUCAGCACAGCAGGAAGUGGAUCACCUCAGAGAGGAAGUAGAACAUUUGAAGAAAUAUGAAAUGGCAGAACUGCGGAAGACUAAAGAGCUGAAUGAUCGUCUAGACCAUGAGAUCAGAGCUUUAAGAAACAGGGUUCGCUUCCUGGAUGCUGAGAAAAAUGCCGUGCAGCAGACGGUGGCGUUUCUACAGGAGGAGGUGGAGAAGCUAAAGUCUGAGCAGCAGGAGGGCCAGACUGGGGAGACAAAAGUCCGCCCACACAAGGAAACGGAUGAGGUUAGAUACCCAAGAAUAAAGGCAGAGCAGCUGGAGUCGGCUCUGCAGGAACAGCAUCAGAAACUUCACACCGUUCAAGCUAAAGCUAACCAGGUUGCUGAAGUAACCAAAGUGGACUCUCUACAGAAGGAGGUGGAGCUGCUGAAGUCAGCCCUGCAGCAGCAGCAGACCGACUGCAGGGAAACAAAUCUGAUUCGGAGAAAUGAAACUGGCAGAGAUGAACACGAAAAGCUGAAAACUGACACAGAAUGCUCUGAGAAUCAGUCAGAGAUGCGGUGUCUUCAGCUUGUGGACCACAGAGACCAGAAUCACCUCACAGCUAAAAUCUGCAUCAUGGAUCAAAAGGUGAACAAGCAAAACGAGGCAGAUCGGCAGCUUAGUAAAAACACAUCGUUAACAAAGGAGCAUCAGAAACAACUGUGGGAAGAAAACAUGCCUUUAAAGGAGUGUUCUGGCUGUCAGGAGCUGCGGAAGACUCUGUCGCCUAUUCAAGAGGAGUGUGAGUCUUUAAAGAAGGAAAUCUGUGAAACUCUUAAAUGUCUCGACAAAGAGCGAAGUAAAUACCACAGCAUGAAGGAGAAGUACAAAGAGAAAGUUUGUCAAGCUGAGCACAAGUUUGAUGAUGAAACCUCACGGCGGGACGAGAAGAUAAAAAAUCUAGAGAGGAACUUGUCUUUGUGCUCACACUCAUUAACCAAGAUGUUUGGAUCAAAAUAUGAACCAAUCAGAUCUUAGAUCAGGUGAGAGCCAGGAGUUUCCCAUCAUCCCCUAAGUUUUGCAGCCGAGGGAGAGCAACUGCAGCGCCUUGUUACAAAAUCUGCGGCCGCCUUGAUCUCACGAGAUAUCGUUGCCUACGUAUGCAUGACGUCAGAGCAAGACACAAAUCUAACCAGCAUGCACUGCUCGCCGGUCACCGCUGAUCUAAUCUGCGCAGAACUGGCUUAUCUCGAGCACAGCCAUUUUAACACUAGUCAGAAGACAGGAACCGCCCCCUCCUCCUUCGCUGCUCUCUCAUUAGCUGAGAGUUUAAUAGUCUUCUGCCUAAAAGGAAAUAUGCACCCACACAUAUGAUACACCUGCUUGGUCCUAGGACUCUUGUAUUAACUUGAUAUUGUGUUCUGCGUUACCAUGGCAGUGUGCUUAGCAACAACAUUUUAUAACAUUUUAGACACAACUGUAUCAACAUACUGUAAAAAUAGAAAUGUUAUUCGAAGUUUAAAAGAGUCAUGUGACAUUGUACAUUGCUUUAUCAAUGCAGACUCCUGUCAUCUGUUACCAUGGCAACACAAGGACCUACAAAUCACUUUUCAUAGGAAUGAAUAUAAAAAGCUGAAUAUUGAGCCAAUAACAGACUUCUGUUUUUGAUCUUUUUGAACUAUCUGUACUUAAAACUAGAAACAAGUUAAAUUUGAUUGACCGUCAGAAGGUGGGAAAGUGCCCCACUCCCUCCCACCAGCUCCCUGAUUGGUUGAGAGAGGUCAAUCAUCUUCUGGCUAAAUGGACUUACACACCCACACAUGCGAGACAUCAAAUCGAUUGGCUUGGCCUAAGGAAUCCAUCUAUCCACAUAUAAAUCCAUACAUGCUUCUAUCCAUCCAUCAUCCAAUAAACCUUCUAACAUCCAUCCAACAAUCCAUCUGUUAUUUCAUUCAUCCAACCAUUCAUCCAUCCCAUAUCAAGUCUGAACAUAUGUUAAUCAGUUUCAGAUAUCAGUAAAUAGUUCUAAAUUCACAGUUCAGCCAAUUGUAAAAAUGUACCCGUUAAACUAUUCUCAUUCAAAUGACAGCUGUUUAACAUUCAAAUUUCGAGUUUAUAAUUAAUGUUCAAAGAUUAAAGUUUUCUGCUGUUUAGCAGUUUUUGUCCAUUCUUCACCUUUAUUCUGAGCUUUAUUACACUUGGUGAUUUUUGCUUCUAAAUCUUUAAAUACAUUCAGCUCAUUUUGACAGUUUAGCUUAGUUUCAGCUUCACGUCAGCUAUUCAACAACUUCGGCAAUCAGUUACCAAAUUUAGCAUAAGCUGCUAAAUGUAAAGAUUAAACUGUUAAACUUGUCCAACUGAAAUAACAAGUGUUUAGACACUUUAGCUGUCCAGAUUUGUAUACAAUGUUUACAGAUUUCAGUUUCAGCAGGGCUGAUGACUAAUGAAUGAAUAUGAAUGA